AUGGCAGUCGCACAAUCGGACCAACCGGUCCUAGUCUUCCCCGAGGACCUCCAACGCAACCCGAACCUCUCUCACGACCACGCCGCCGGGAUGCUCAUCAAAGCGGCCGACCUGGCCUCCAAGGGCCAACCCUUCCUCUUCAAAUUUAUCGACCAGCCCGCAGAAGGCGCAAUGUGGGUCACCUUCAUGCGGCCCGAGGUCCCGAUGCCCCAGGACGGCGUACGCUACCUCGAGCAGGAACAGCGCUACCCCGUGAACCUCGGCCAGGUCGAGAUGGAAGUCUCCGAGGCGCGCUUUGGGUUCGUGCCGGGGAAAGACACCGCUGCUGCGCGUAUUAGGAGGCGGUAUAGGGUUGUGCGGGGUGGGCAUCCGGCGUUCGUGCUGUACCAUUAUUCGCGCGGGCCGGCGCAGCCGGUGCCGCCUCAGCUUGCUAUGGCGCCAAUUAGGGCGUACCCGCUGCAGCAGAUACCGCCGGGUAUGGGGAUGUAUGUGCUGGGUGAUAAGGCGGGGCAGAGGGCUACGAUUCCACCCAGGGGCCAGCCGCCGCCGCCGACGGACCCGAGGCAGAUCGCGUUGGCGCAGCAGAAUAGGGAGAUGGAGAGGCAGAGGGCGGCCCAGGCCCAGGCCCAGCAGCGAGCUGCUCCACCAAACCUACCACCGCCACAACAGCGUCUCGAAGAAGAGACAGAUGCUGCUGAGGAUAUAGACCACAUAUCUACACGAACCCUUGCUGCUACACGGUACAAGCGCAACCACGACUACAUGAGCGAAGUCUUCAUGUACGCCGCCUUCAACGCAAAAGACGACGAGAAGCCACUUGCGCCAUACAAGACGCACUUUAACAAAUCUGACCUGGAAGAUAAGAUUGCGAAGCUCACAGAAGAACUCCAAGACUUGCGUUCAAGAUCUGCUAGGAAAACCGCUGAGCAGAGCGAGCUUGAUUCGAUGACUGCGGAUGUUUCGAUGGUCGCCGCGUAG
Peniophora sp. CBMAI 1063 is the source of this 978-nucleotide messenger RNA. The record is from the annotation of a GenBank genome assembly. Lineage: Eukaryota; Fungi; Basidiomycota; Agaricomycetes; Russulales; Peniophoraceae.